CUUGUGGGAGGCACCAUCAACAUCAUCAUUGAAACCAAACCCCUCUCUUCCAAACUAUUCAAUUCAAUUUCUUUUUCGACCCUUUCAGAAAAUCUCUUCAUUACAUUCAUUUUUCCAUUACCAAAGCUUCUCUCUCUACUUUCUCUCUCCUCCAUACACUCUUGUCUUGUUUCUUGAAAAUUCUGGGGCCCACAUUAUUAUGCCUUGGCACUGUGUGAGAAUGGUAGUUGGGUUUCAAGUAUAUUACUGUAUUGUCUGAGAUCUCCAUUGAAGCAGCUUCAGAGAAAAGAUGAGAACAGGUAUUCAAAAAAACAACACUGACUCGUCCCCCGGAACAAGUUUGGAUGGAAGUUUCCGGAAGCUUGGAUCCGCUUCUGCUCGUUCGAAAUCAAGACCUUCAAGCAAAUUCGUCCCGACUUCGAAAACGGUGCACAAACUCCUCAAGGAAUAUUCCACGAAGCUACUCGACCUCAACAUAUUCACGGAGCAUCUCCAAGAUUGGGUGACGGAGAAUUUGUACAGUGAGGGCCCACACAAUUUCGCCUCCCCCUUCUCACUCAACGAACUUCGCACAUUCGACUUUGCAUUGGAGGGUGUUUUAUUUCAGCAGUUAAUACGCAUGCCUUGUCCACCUCAUCACCCUUCAGACAACAACCUUAAAGAAGACGAGUUUCUUGCGCUCGAAGAUUUUCUCCACACCGCCGCACAAGGGCUAUGGCAAACUUUUUGGCACAAGAACAAACCUCUCCCGUUUUUCCUAUCUUACCCUCGAUAUAUAGGGUCCAAAUUCUACACUAUCGAGAAGGCGAAAUCGAGGGGGAGGCUCGGUGGGCUUUGUGGGGCCGCUUGGACGUCGAAAAGUAAAGCUCGUUGGGAUGAUGUCGUCGAAUUUGUGUUGUUCAAACAAAAUCUUGACGAAAAUGCCCUUUCUCCUAAGGUUAUUUGUGAAGCUCUCUUCUAUGGUGUUCAUAUGCUGUUUUCGAGGAGUUUGAGUGGGUACAAAAGUGUGGAAGAAACCGAUUACGUUUUUGUGUCUAUUCUCGACUCGAAAUACGGAGGUGUUGUGAGAAUUGGCGGUGAUUUAGGCAAACUCGAGGUCGAUCUGAGCGACCCUUAUAAGUCCAUGGCCGAGUGGAUCACGCGUCAUGCUGACGUCAGCGUCUCUUGUGUUGACCGAAUAUGGAACGGGAUGGGGAAUGUGAAUUGGGGCGAUUUGGGAACUCUGCAGGUACUUCUCGCGAUGUAUUACUCGAUUGCUCGGUGGUGUGGGCCCGCGAGAAAGUCGAUGGACUCGCUUGCGGAACACCAUAGCAUCCGCCUCGAGAAGCGGAGGAUGGAAACUCAGCUCGUCGAGUAUGAAAAUGAAAACGAAAACGAAAACGCUCUUGUUCCUUAUAGUAGCAAUUAUAAUGGAGAAAUAGUGGAAGUGGAGUACGAAAAUAAUCGGGAUUCAAAAAGUAAAGGGGCCCGUUUGAACCUUGUUCGUGGAGAAAUGUUGGUGGUGGAAGAUCGGAAUGAGGGCUUAAAGAGUUUUCGAGUAGAAGAGGUUGUUAAUGAUGGUGGUGGAAAUAGUAAUUUUUCGUAUAUUGCCGUCGCGGCCGACUCCUGCACGGCGGAGGUGCUGAAUUUGUUCGUCGGGGCCCACUCGUCCCGUCUGGAGCCCUCAUGGGAGGACAUGAAUCUUUGGUACCAAGUGCAACGGCAAACGAAAGUACUCAAUAUCUUGAAAGAAAACGGUGUUUCGAGUAAAUGUUUGCCCGAGAUUAUAGCUUCGGGCCGGGUCGUCCAUGCGGGCCCGUGCGAUAAGAAGGGCCCGAACGGAGUUUGCGAUCACCCGUGGUGCGGUACGCCGGUGCUCGCCACGCGCCCCGUCGGAGAUCCGGUUUCUUGUGUUGUCGGCCCGUUUUCGAGCGACGAAGCGACCCGUUUAUGCCGGGAUUGUUUAGCGGGUUUGCGGAGCGCGAAAACGUUAAAUAUCCUCCACGGAGAUAUCCGACCCGAGAAUGUGAUCCGGGUCGACGAGUCGGGAUUCGUUUUGGUCUCGUGGGGCCGGGCCGUAUUGGAGGAUCGAGAUAGCCCUUCGCUAAAUCUACGGUUCUCGUCUACCCACGCGCUACAACAUGGGAAGCUGUGCCCUUCUUCGGAUAUCGAGAGUCUCGUUUAUCUAGUGUAUUUUGUUGUUGGUGGAUCGAUGAAGGAGCAAGAUUCGAUAGAGUCGGCGCUGAGGUGGCGGAAAAGGUGUUGGGAGAAGCGUGCGAUCCAACGGAAGCUGGGACAGGUGUCGCCUAUCCUGAAGGCGUUUGCCGAUUAUGUGGACAGCGUUCGUGGGACAACGUACGCCGUCGAUUACGAUGCUUGGCUGAGGAGAUUGAAUCGGGCCGUCGAUGGAUCGGACGACGAACGGGGUAAAAUGGUCGAAGAGGGGGUGAGGGUUAUGUGUGUGGCUGAGUCUUCGGGAACUUCUGGUGGUGGAAAUUCUUUGUGAUUUUUUUUUUUCUUUAAUUUUCCUUGAGGAGUUUUUGAAUUGAUUGAUAAUUGCAUUUCAUUGAUUCAUUAUUUACAUAGUUUUCAUCUGUAUUCAUUAUUUAAUCAAGUGAAAUCAAGUUGUUUGAUUAGAAUUUUCCAGUGUUGUAGAAGAAGUUUGAAGUUGACUUUUUCAAAGGUGGUUUUGUACCGUAGAUCUGUAUCAAUAAUCACCCACUAAAAAGUAAAAACACAUAUAUAUUGGUGUGUGCUUUAUUAUGUGUAGAUUAAUGCAGAAUCACUUGAUAUAUUUCA
Molecule: messenger RNA, 2778 nt
Organism: Erythranthe guttata (spotted monkey flower)
Lineage: Eukaryota; Viridiplantae; Streptophyta; Magnoliopsida; Lamiales; Phrymaceae
Source: RefSeq, a predicted model, not a curated record